AAAAUCCCAAAAUACCAAAUGCCAAAACCCUGAUUUGCUCUAAAACCUCAGGAAAUUGGCACACUCCAACUAUUCCAGCUUCCUUCUCCGGCCGAACAAAAAUGGAGUACGUUAAUCCCGAAGGUCUCCGUUUAGAUGGUCGCCGUCCAAUGGAGAUGAGACAACUUCGUGCUGAAAUAGGGGUUGUAUCGAGAGCAGAUGGUUCUGCCUCGUUUGAAAUGGGGAAUACCAAAGUCAUUGCAGCAGUUUAUGGUCCUAGGGAGGUUCAGAACAGGAGCCAACAGAUGAAUGACCAGGCACUGGUACGUUGCGAGUAUAGCAUGGCUAAUUUCAGCACUGGCGAUCGCCGGAGAAAAACAAAGGGUGACAGGAGAUCCACGGAGAUAUCUCUUGUUAUUCGCCAGACAAUGGAAGCUUGCAUAUUGACACACCUGAUGCCUCGCUCUCAGAUAGACAUUUAUGUCCAAGUCCUCCAAGCAGAUGGAGGUACAAGAUCAGCAUGCAUAAAUGCUGCCACACUGGCACUAGCUGACGCCGGGAUUCCCAUGCGUGAUCUUGUUACAUCAUGCAGUGCUGGAUAUCUGAAUAGCACACCUCUUCUGGAUUUAAACUAUUUGGAAGACAGUGCUGGAGGCGCUGAUGUCACUGUAGGAAUUUUACCUAAGUUGGACAAAGUGACCCUUCUGCAGAUGGAUGCUAAACUACCAAUGGAUAUUUUUGAAAAUGUCAUGCAAUUAGCAGUUGAAGGCUGCAAAGCAGUAGAAAGCCACAUCCGAGAAAUAUUGUUAGAAAAUGCUCAGACAUUGGUCAUUCGCCAAGGGUAUGGCUCUUAACAGGCCGAGGAAUUUUUAUUGAGUCUUUGGUACUUAUCUAUGCAUGGUUUAUUCUGCUUGUUUCCAAAUUGCCGCAAUUCCUGAAGGGAAAAAGGAGUCCUGGAUUUGCUGCUGCAAUUUUUUUUUAAAAACAAUGGUUGAUCAAAAUGUAUUAAGAGUACUAUUCAGCCAAAGCUUGUGGAAAAAUUAUUUCUCUUCACUUUACCUGUGGUCUUUUUUUUCGGUGCUUGUAGGGUGUGUAUUUAUGGAAAUUGAUGAUUAAUGUACAAGUUAAAAGUUAUUGGAAUUGUAAUUGAAGAA
Messenger RNA from Solanum pennellii, 1133 nucleotides. Its product is annotated as exosome complex component RRP41 homolog. The record is from RefSeq and is a predicted model, not a curated record. The coding region runs from base 102 to 833 and encodes 243 amino acids. The transcript is spliced from 12 exons. Gene Ontology annotation, cellular component: nucleolus; nuclear exosome (RNase complex); cytoplasmic exosome (RNase complex). Gene Ontology annotation, biological process: rRNA catabolic process; nuclear mRNA surveillance; U4 snRNA 3'-end processing. Lineage: Eukaryota; Viridiplantae; Streptophyta; Magnoliopsida; Solanales; Solanaceae.